AUGCCAGACAUUGAGAAGAGCUCCCGACUGGCAGUGAGGCUUGGAAUUUCACAACUGGUAGCACAGCUUCUCAUCAAUCGGGGAAUUGAAACGGAAGACGCAGCGCAUGCGUAUUUGUAUCCAACACUCAAUCAGCUGCAUUCCCCAUUUCUGCUGUACGGGAUGGAGAAGGUGGUCGAGCGCAUCCGUUUAGGGAUGAAUCGUGGCGAACAGAUUUGGAUCUUCGGAGAUUAUGACGCAGAUGGGACAACAGCGGCUUCGCUCCUGAUAAACACGUUCCGGCACCUUGAUUUCCCCGUGAAACCUUAUAUCCCUAAUCGAUUUGAGGAAGAUAUGGUGGAGUUCGCUAACGCGCUUGAUAUAGAUGUCAUUAUCACUGACCACCAUCAACCGCGGCCCGAUGCGCUGCCGCCAGCAAUUGGACUCAUUACCCCCAAAAUGCCGGAGAGCGAAUAUCCCUUUGAUGGUCUUGCGGGAGUCGGGCUGGCGUUCAAGUUGGCGCAUGGGUUGAUGGGCGGUGGAGAUCUGGACCCGUUUCUGCAAUCUCAACUGGAUCUGGUUGCGCUCGGACCUCGAAUUAACGCCGCGGGACGGAUGGAGACGGCGGAUAAGGUGGUCAAAUUACUGACAGGCGAGUCCUAUGAUGAAGUAGUGCCAAUCGCCAAGGAACUUGAUGCCUAUCAACCUAAGGCGGCGGGAAGUGGAGAACAAAAUUCGGGAGCAGGCAGCCGCUACGAUUGA
Molecule: messenger RNA, 741 nt
Organism: Geodia barretti
Lineage: Eukaryota; Metazoa; Porifera; Demospongiae; Tetractinellida; Geodiidae
Source: the annotation of a GenBank genome assembly